AACAGGACCCAAAACAUCUACUAGCCAAAAUAGCUACUUUAGCUUUAAGGCUAGCCCUGAUACUCUAAAGGGAAAGGACUUUUUAGUUUGUUCAGGAAAUACCAGCAUGGCUUUGUCACCAGCAGUGACGACACUAGGUGAAAAUCCAAACGAAGUCUUUCUAGGCGUUGCGAAGUUGUUACUCACAUACGCGGAUAACAUUUUAAGGUAUCCCGAUGAGGAAAAGUACAGGUCGAUCCGCAUAGGCAACCCCACAUUCUUCACCAAGCUGUUGCCCAUCAAAGGUGCGGUGGAAUGCCUUUUUGAGAUGGGAUUUGAGGAGGCUGAAACACACCUGGUGCUCCCCAAUUCUGCAUCCGUGGAACAGCUGAAGCUCAUCAGGGACUCUAUAGCAGCAGAGAGGGAUCAGAGACAGCGUGGAGGACAGCCUGUCCAACCUACUGCUCAGACUGUCGCACCCUUGGCCUCCGCCUCAGUCUCACCCUCAGCCUCAGCACCAGAGAGCUCCGCUGCUGCCUCCAGCCAGCCAGUUACACCACCUCCAUCGCAGCCUUCAUCCUUGGAGAACAGUAUGAGCUUUUUUCUGACCCUCCAGUCAAACUUCCAACACGUGAUUCUUUAUGAAAACCUUGAGCUGCAGCAGAAAGCCAGGAGCCACAUCCCUCACCAGCAGCUGUCCUCUGCUGCUGAACACAAGCUGAAGGAGGCGAAAGAGGCGGAUCCAGAAUGUAAACUUGGAAUGGAAGACUUCCUGGUGCUGGAGUUGCUCAGAUGGUUCAAACAGGACUUCUUCUCCUGGGUGGACUGCCUGCCCUGCAGCCAAUGCAAAGGCAAGACCCAGAACACCACGGCCCUCAGUCCCACCCCCGAUGACAUCCGCUGGGGAGCCCAGCGAGUGGAGAACCACUACUGUCAGAGCUGCCAGCUCUCCACCAGAUUCCCCAGGUACAACAACCCUGAGAAGCUUCUUGAAACCAGGAGGGGGCGCUGUGGGGAAUGGGCUAACUGUUUCACUCUGUGCUGCAGAGCCCUUGGCCUUGAGGCCAGAUAUAUCUGGGACAGCACAGACCAUGUGUGGACAGAGAUCUACUCGGUCUCUCAGCGUCGCUGGCUGCACUGUGACUCGUGUGAGAACGGCUGUGAUAAUCCUCUCCUGUACGAGGUUGGCUGGGGGAAGAAACUGGCUUACGUUCUGGCUUUCUCCAAGGACCAGGUCGUUGAUGUGACGUGGAGGUAUUCCUGCAAACAUCCAGAGGUUCUGUCGAGAAGGACCAGAGUUCAGGAGGCCUGGCUGCUGCACACCAUUACUGGACUUAAUGUCUCGAGGCAGCAGACCUUCAGUCCAGACAGGAAGAAGGAGCUGACAGAGAGGCUGCUUGUCGAGCUGGUGGAGUUUAUUUCCCCCAAAAAACCUAAACAAGGAGAGCUUGGCGGACGCAACUCUGGCUCUCUGGCCUGGAGGAUAGCACGGGGGGAGACCAGAAAGGCUGAUGCAGGGACCUCCACACAGGCUACAGGUUAUGUGUUCACUCCUACUGAGAAAGAGAAGAGCGACCGGUUGCUGCAUGUGCGCUACAGUGCCACCAAAGACCAGUACUGUCGAGUGUCCAACAACUCUGAGGUUGUUCAGAGCUGGGAUCAGUGUGUGUGGAGGAAGGAGUCGGUGUUCAGGAAGGUGGAAGACGACUGGCAGAUGGUGUACAUCGCUCGAACAGAAGGCUCCUCUGUGGGGAAAAUUAGCUGGAAGUUUGACUUUUCUCCGGCGGGAAUGAAGAUAAAGUCGGUCUCGAUCAUGGCCAGUAGUCAGACCUUCCACUCUGGGAAAGUCUGCUGGCACUUGCAGGCGGGCCAGAGUACCACAGAGUUCUCCGGAGACGGGAAGAUGCAGUCGUUCCAGAGUCUCUCCGGCUCCUCAGAGUUCAUGGUUGUAGCGGCGCUCAGUGGUGGAGAGGAGGAGACGUCAUGGCAGCACUCCCAGCUCUUCAGACGAAGCUUGAAGGAGACGGAGGAGUCCUCCUUUGAAAUCCUCAUCCAUUUGGAAGAUGCUUAACAGUUGUUUUAAGUCUUUUUCAGUGUCGAUCGCUCUGGCGAGUUCAGCGCAAAAAUUGCUGGAUGAUAGUUUUUGUAUGACAAAUCAGUGCAAUAUUUAAAUGUGUGUCAGACCUCCAGGAUGAUUGAAUAUGCAUGACCUAAUAAAGACAUGAAUUCUGUACCUAUCACAGAGUACAGAUGUUGUCACAUAUAAACAUUAUUUUUGACUGAAGGCCAAAUAACCUUCUACAACAUGAAGUCUAAAAUAUACAUGUAAAUGGUUUUAAACAUAAAAAGCCAUUGUGAAUGUGUCUUUAAUUUGUGAUAAAUGGAGACAUUCCACACAGCAAACCCGGGUUGAUGCCCUUGUCAGCUUAGUUUGCGCCAGUUCUCCUGCUUUGUGCUCAUUAAUGUUGGUGAGUGUGUCAUUUAAUAUUUGGCUAUGGCAUCUUUACACCGUGUUAUGCCAGUUUAAGUGUUGUAAGUGUGGUGGAAAGGGCCGAAUGUUAGGAAUUAUAUGGUGGUACAGGAUAAUAAAGAUAUUUUUUGUAGUCUGGUAGUCUC
This is a messenger RNA of Anarrhichthys ocellatus (wolf-eel), 2595 nucleotides long. RefSeq names its product N-glycanase 1 (gene ngly1). Gene Ontology annotation, molecular function: peptide-N4-(N-acetyl-beta-glucosaminyl)asparagine amidase activity. The record is from RefSeq and is a predicted model, not a curated record. NCBI's taxonomy places the organism in Eukaryota, Metazoa, Chordata, Actinopteri, Perciformes, Anarhichadidae. Bases 107 to 2050 code for a protein of 647 amino acids. The transcript has 12 exons. Gene Ontology annotation, cellular component: nucleus; cytoplasm; cytosol. Gene Ontology annotation, biological process: protein deglycosylation; glycoprotein catabolic process.